AAUAUUACAAAAUAGUAUGUUUUUUCCUUUUAAAUUGCGGAGGGCUCAUCCUCGUCAUUUUCUUAUUGGUUUUGGUUUUCUCUUUUCACGACGAACACGCAACUGUAGGUGUUCGUUUCAACAGGCAACCAAGACCGCACAUCGAAAUAACUAUAAGGAUGAUGAGAGCGCGAGAAAACCAAUUCGUGGGGCAUACAGUGCGAUCGCAUGGAGCAACGCUGGCAAGGCUGCAUAUGCAGGAUUGGCUAAUUCUGCUGGUUCUGGCGGCCAUGGACGCGGGCCUCAACCUCAUCGAGCCCUUCCAUCGCUACAUCAGCUCCGACUUGAUGACUGACCUCAAAUACCCUCUCAUAAUACCAGACACUGUGCCUAUGUGGGCUGUCCCUGUGUACGCUGUGAUGUUGCCAUGCUUGGUAUUUGUGAUAUAUUACCACCGCAGGAAGGAUGUUUAUGAUCUGCACCAUGCUGUUCUUGGGCUUGCUUAUUCUGUUCUGGUCACAGCAGUCAUAACUGAUUCCAUAAAAGAUGCUGUUGGACGACCUCGCCCAAACUUCUACUUCCGCUGCUUCCCCGAUGGCCUCGCGGUAUUUAAUCCUGACAACGGAGACGUAAUGUGUACCGGAGAUCGAAAGCUUAUAAAAGAGGGAUACAAAAGCUUUCCGAGUGGCCACUCUUCAUGGUCAUUCGCAGGGUUGGGUUUUCUGGCAUGGUAUCUAUCUGGGAAGAUUAAAGUAUUUGAUAAAAGAGGGCAUGCGGCCAAGAUUUGUAUAGUGCUCAUACCCUAUCUAUUUGCUGCGCUUGUUGCCAUUUCUCGUGUCGACGACUAUUGGCAUCAUUGGACCGAUGUUUUCACUGGCUCCAUCUUAGGGUGCGUUGUUUCUUCAAUUUGUUACCUCCAAUUUUUCCCAUUCCCCAAUUGCAGUAAUGGUUGGGCAACACAUGCAUUUAUCAGAAUGAUGGAAGAAAGUGCAGUGCUCCAGUGCGAUCUUGAAGAAAUAGAGACGACUGAGUUUGGGCAUGAGGAUCGCAGAGAUAUGACGGUGCCCGAUGAUAAGAAUGCCAGAGAUGUUCAUAAUCCCAGAUUUUAAUUCAUGCCCAACUACCUUACCUCUCUUUCUAUGUAUAUAUAUCUACCUAUAUAUGUGUGUAGAAGCUGGAUUAAUUUCUCAGCCCAGCCUUGCUCCACUUAUUCUGAUUUAACUAGCUUUCAGCUCCCUUUAUUUAUUUUCUGAUUCUUUUAUAUUAAUAGAUUUCCUUCAUUAUUCCUUA
Messenger RNA from Salvia miltiorrhiza (redroot sage), 1269 nucleotides. Its product is annotated as lipid phosphate phosphatase 2-like. The transcript has 9 exons. Lineage: Eukaryota; Viridiplantae; Streptophyta; Magnoliopsida; Lamiales; Lamiaceae. The coding region runs from base 159 to 1088 and encodes 309 amino acids. Gene Ontology annotation, molecular function: phosphatidate phosphatase activity. The record is from RefSeq and is a predicted model, not a curated record. Gene Ontology annotation, biological process: phospholipid metabolic process.